Calliphora vicina (urban bluebottle blowfly) is the source of this 1407-nucleotide messenger RNA. RefSeq lists its product as uncharacterized. NCBI's taxonomy places the organism in Eukaryota, Metazoa, Arthropoda, Insecta, Diptera, Calliphoridae. Bases 19 to 1227 code for a protein of 402 amino acids. The record is from RefSeq and is a predicted model, not a curated record. The transcript has 2 exons.
AUUUUAUAAAACGAAAUAAUGGAAAUCUCGACAUCAUCCUCUACAGAAAAUUCAUUACAAACAAUGGUUCCCACACUUAAACUAAGAGAAAAAAUACGUGAGUACACCAAAUCACAUCGGGAACAAUUGCGUGCAAAUUCUUUGGACUCCUUACGGUUUGGCAUUGGAGAGAUUAAAGCGCGCAUUCAAGAAUUGGAAAAUUUGACUGAAAAGGAUGUCACUGGUUUGGCUGGACGCAUAAAACGUCGUAAACAUGCCACCAAUGAAGAUAUGUACAGACUAUCUCAUGCAUUCCUACAAGACGAAAAGAACAUAGAAACAUUUAACAAAAUACCCGGUGCUAUACAAGUCUUGGUCAAGGAGUUGACAGGCAAAGACUCUGAACGCCAGCUAAGCUCUGCUGAGUGUUUGUGCAAUUUGUCUUUAGGUGAAGCACCAGUUUGUGAAAAAAUAUCUUCAUUGGCAGGAAGCUACCUGGUUACCUAUCUGCAUACAACAGAAACCCAGUUAUUGAGACUGUGUUUAUGGACGCUAGCUAACAUUCUGGCCACUGGCCAUAAAGGUGCUUCAACGCUUAUGCAAAUGCAAGUUUUACCACAGUUAUGGAAACUUUAUACCGAUGAUGAGAUAGCUGAUAGUCUUGCUGAUUUUCGUGAAGAUGCUGCUAUUUGUCUACAAAUUAUAGCUCUAAACUCUGAAAAAUUAAAAAGCGAGGAUCGUGAUUACGUUCAUAAACAUUUUGUGGAAAAAAAUCCCACAUGUGUAGCUGGGGAAUAUAAUCUACAAAUAAUUUUUCAUAUUUUAUUCUGUCAUGCUGAAUUGGUAGGUUCUUUAACAUCUUCUGAGCAACUAUACCUAAUAAACUAUUCACUCAGCAAUAUUUGUAAUACAAAGGAAUUUAAAACAUCAACACAACAUUUAAAGAUUCUCUAUUCAGUUCGUGUAUUAGCUAAUUUGUUGGCUUGCCAUCCCACCUGCUAUUCAAUGUUACUACAACAAUUAUCGAUAGUAUGGCAUACCAAUCUUACAGCACUUUUAAAUUCACUAUUUUUCUUCCAAAAUCCAUACCUAACACGAGAGGUUUUGUGGUUUUUGAAAAAUAUUUUGAAUUUGGAAAAUUCAAUUCCUUUAGCUCAGAAUAAUUUUGUAGAGAAAUUAAAUAUUUGUAAAAGUAAUUUUGAGAAAAUUUCUGUACUAAAUAAUGAUGUAGAAUCUAUGGUAGUUUAGAAAUAAUUUUAAGGGCUAUUAAAAGCAUUGGAUUGAUUUAUUAUUUAUUGAAUUAUUAAAUGAAAAAAAAGAAUAAUUGUUAAAGUUGAAAAAUUGCAUAGCAUAUAAAAAUAUUCGAAAUAUUAAUGGAGAUAAUAGAAUAAUAAAAUAUAUUUGCUAAAAUACUCCUUAGUUUUUAAA